CCCCCCCCAAAAAAAAAAAAAAACACCCCAACAACAACAAAAACAGUGAAGUCCCUCUGAAAUAGUUGCUCCUGAUUGACUAUUGCUUCUAGUUGUUGCUUAAUUGCAUAGUCAAUUCGUUUGGACUCUCAUGCAUCCAUCCACACGCAUGUGCACAAGCACAUGAAUGUACACACGGGAUGAGAUUUUAUUACCUUCACUUGCUUCUUGAGAGCAUGUAGUUUUUGUGUUUGUUUCCUAGAGGAUUGCAUGAAUGAAUGGCGAUUUUAUCCUCUAUAUUCUCUUGCAACGAAUUUGUUAUCUUUGUUACACAUUUUCAGGCAAUGGACAGAGCGCACAGAUUAGGUCAGCGAAAAGUUGUUAAUGUUCAUCGUCUCAUAAUGCGAGGAACCCUGGAAGAGAAAGUAAUGAGCCUCCAGAAGUUCAAAGUGUCAGUUGCUAAUGCUGUCAUUAAUGCAGAAAAUGCUAGUCUGAAAACAAUGAAUACAGAUCAGUUGCUUGAUCUAUUUAUGUCGGCUGAAAGCAAAAAGGGAGCUAACACAUCGAAAAUCUCUGAUGAAAACUUUGAUGGGCAACCAAAAUUAUCGGGUCGUGGAAAGGGGUUAAAAGCCAUCCUCGGUGGCCUUGAAGAACUUUGGGAUCAAUCACAGUACAGUGAAGAAUACAAUUUGAGCAACUUCUUAGGCAAACUAAGUGGCUAA
Molecule: messenger RNA, 701 nt
Organism: Ilex paraguariensis (yerba mate)
Lineage: Eukaryota; Viridiplantae; Streptophyta; Magnoliopsida; Aquifoliales; Aquifoliaceae
Source: the annotation of a GenBank genome assembly